UUUUUGCUUGAUUCCCCGCCCCCUCACUGGAUUGUGGCAGCUCUGCAGGGAGAGGAGGGGCACACCCAGGGUCCACCCUCCCACUGCCACUUUUAGGAAGUGUUGGCUGGAGAACAGAGUUAGGGGCCCCCCUUAGUUUUUCCCCAUCUGUUUGGCAAACACAGUGACAGCUCCAAGGAGAUGACCCAGGGGUCAUCAGGCCCAGCGGCUAGAAUGUCCCUUCUUCCAGCUCAGAGCCCAGAGCCACCAGCUGGGUCUUUCUCCAUCCCCUACCAGCAUGACACUGUGAUCCCUGCUUCAGCGGCAGGUAAAAGGAAAACAGCCCAGAGAGGCUGGGGCAGUCACUCCUUUGCUCAUCUGCAGACCCAGCCACAUAGCCCACUCUGCACACAGGCUCUCGGUCUCAGUUCGAAUUCACUUCCUGGCUCUGUGGCAUCAGGCAUGGGAUGCCUCCGCCAGGAAGCCACCAUGGGUGGCCUGAGCCCACUGGGCCUGGCUCUCCCUCCUAGGGUGCCCCCAGUUCUGUUGGUGCUUUGUCUUGGUCUGCAUUUUGGCCCUUUCUCAAAGACAGUCCCUUCUGGAGAGUGACUUGUCCCCUCCCUGCUCAGGACAGACCCUGCUCCUCUCUGACUGGACAAUUGCUAAGCUAACACCUGUUGAGCACCUGCUGGGUAUUAGGCACUGGGGUAAACAGGUCAUAUGUGUUACCUCAUUUCACACUCACAACUACCCUAUGAGUUGGCCCACUUAGCCAAACAUUUAUUAAGUGCUGACUGUGUGCCAGGUACUGUUCUAUUGCUGGGGACACAAAGAAGGAGGUAACUGUGUGGGUGUCUGAGGAAGAGUGCUAUAGGUAGAGGGCAUAGCUCAUGCGAAGGCCCUGAGGCAGGACCAUGACUGGAGAUUUGGAGGAACAGCAAGAAGGCCCCUGUGGCUGGAGUGAUCAAGGGGGCGAGGGCCAGAGGAGUUGAGGCAGAGGGGAAGCAGAAUAUUGUGGGUCAUGGUGAGGAGUCUGGAGGGGAAACUGAGGCCAAGGCAUCCCAGUAGAGCAGAGAUUUGAACCAUGCCCAUCUCAUGGAUGGAUAGAGGCCAAGAAGGCAUAUAGGCCAUGUCUCAGAGCACAGGAUGGCCCAUGAAUUACUCAGCCUGGUGGGGGCAGGUGCCGUGGGCAGAGCGGCCUAGCUGAGAGCAGGGGAAAGGUGCUGGGCCUCAGGCCCACGCUCUGCCGGGUAGGCAGACACGUGACAUCCCAGCGCCCUCCCCCGGCCCGCUGGCCAGCUGCCUCUACUGGCCAGGCCCACAACCGCCCCUGACCCUAUAAGGCCCGGGAGCUGAAAGCUGAGCCGGCUGCCAGCUGCGGCACCAGUCACUCCAAAGGACCCUCACGCAAUCUAGCUGCUUAGAGUAUUGCCAUGUCUGCUCAAGAGGAAGGAGGCCAGGCGCCCUCCAAACCCAAGGGCAAGACCCUGGGCAGCUUCUUGGGGUCACUGCCUGGCUUCAGUUCUGCCCGGAACCUGAUGGCCAAUGCCCACAGCUCAAUGAGAGAGGCCCAGCCCGUCACCGAUCCGACAAGUGCUCCCACCCUGCAGGCCGCUCAGCCCCAGGCUCAGGCAGCCACUGACCCAGAGCAGACGGCCAGAGGGGUGGAGAAGUUGCCGCUGUCUUCAGACAAGAUGAUCUCCGGGGCAAAGGACCUGGUGUCCUCCACGAUGACCAAGACCAAAGAUGCUAUCUCCUCUGGGGUGGCCAACGUGAUGGACUCAGCCAAAGGCAUGGUCCAGGGUGGUCUUGGCAUUACCCAAUCUGCGCUCACGGGAAACAAGAAGGCUGUGGCCAGUGGGGUCACGGGGGCAGUGGGCAUUGCCAAAGGGGCCGUUCAGACUGGUGUGGACACCAAUAAGGGUGUGCUGACUGGCACCAAAGACACUGUCUACACUGGAGUGACCGAAGCUGUGAGCAUGGCCACAGGAGCUGUCCAGGGGGGACUGGACACCUCAAAAGCUGUACUCACAGGCAGCAAAGACACCGUGACCACCGGACUCACCGGGGCAUUGGGUGUAGCCAAGGUGUCCACUGGGAUAACCGGAGCACUGGGUGUGGCCAAGGGCACUGUCCAGACUGGGAUGGACACCUCCAAGACGGUUCUGAGUGGCACCAAAGACACCAUGUCCACUGGACUCUCCGGGGCUAUCGGUGUGGCCAAGGGUGCUCUCCAGACUGGCAUGGACACCUCCAAGAAGGCUCUGAUUGGCACCAAAGACACAAUGUCCACUGGACUCUCUGGGGCAUUGGGUGUGGCCAAGGGCGCUGUCCAGACUGGCAUGGAUACUACCAAGGCCGUCCUGACCGGCACCAGAGACUCCAUGUCCUCUGGGGUCACCGGGGCAUUGGGUGUGGCCAAGGGCACCAUCCAGAUAGGUAUGGAUACCACCAAAGUUGCUAUGACUAGCACCAAAGACACUGUGUCCACUGGGCUCACUGGAGCAUUGGGUGUGUCCAUGGGAGCCAUCCAGACUGGCACGGACACCUCCAAGACCAUAUUGACCUGUACCAAAGACACCGUGUCCACUGGACUCUCCGGGGCAUUAGGUGUGGCCAAGGGCACCGUCCAGACUGGGAUGGACACCACCAAAACAGUUCUGACUGGGACCAAAGACAUUGUGUCCACUGGGCUCACUGGGGCUAUGGGUGUGGCCAAAGGUGCCAUCCAGUUAGGUAUGGACACCUCCAAGACCUUACUGACCGGUACCAAAGACAUAGUGUCCACUGGGCUCAAUGGAGCAAUGGGCGUGGCCAACGACGCCAUCCAGCUAGGUGUGGACACUUCCAAGGUUGUUCUGACUGGCAACAAAGAUACAGUGUCCACUGGGCUCACCGGGGCAUUGGGUGUGGCCAAAGGGGCUAUGCAGUCUGGUCUGGGCACCAUCCAGAAUUGGUUACCUGGUACCGAAAACACCUCCUGGGGUGGACUCAUCCAUGACAGGGCCCCAGACAAAUGUGGGAAACAAACUCUCCCAAAUCCUCCAGAGGCUCCAGAUACUCUCUGUGCAGGCCUGGACCUUGUUUCUGCUGUGGCACCAUUCACGCAAGGGGCUGCCCUGGGCAAGGAAGAUGCAGGGCCCAUGGCCACCCCAAGCAGCCAUGAAGGAGCCAUGGUCUUUGUGACACUCCGGGACGAGCUGGAGGAGCUGGGUGAGAUCUUCCACCCCAUGAGUGCUGAGGAGCAAGCUCAGCUGGCGGCCUCUCAGCCUGGGCCCAAGGUGCCCGCGGCCGACCAGAGCAGGUACUUCGUGCGUCUAGGCGACCUGGCCCCUGGCUUCCGCCAGCGGGCUUUUGAGCAUGCCCUGAGCCACCUGCAGCACAGCCAGUUCCAGGCCAGGGAUGCUCUGGCCCAGCUCGAGGACUCUUUCAGGCUGAUUGAAAAGGCUGAGCAGUAUCCAGAAGGGCAGCAGCAGCCAUGUCCGGGCCUGAGCAGUGGAGCAGACAACACUGGUACCCGAGAGGUGCCCGAUGCAGAGGCUCUGUCCAGGGCCUGUGGCCUUAUCCAGCAGCUCCACAUGGCCUACAGCAACCUGGCCUCUGGCCUCCAGGGCCUCCCUGCCGAGCUCCAGCAGCGGAUCGGGCGGGCACGGCACAGCCUCUGUGAGCUCUACGGCCUCAUGUCCUCUGCCAGCUCCAUCUCAGAACUGCCGGCCGAACACCUGGCCCAGAGCCGGGGUGGCGUAGGCCAGGCCUGGCGAGGGCUGGAACAGCUGCUGGAGAGUGUGCAGCACAGCCCCCCACUCAGCUGGCUGGUGGGGCCCUUUGCCCUGCAGCCCGGUGGGCAGCAGCUGUAGGUCCCCGUUGGAGCCUCCCCAGACCCAACUCCCCGAAGCUCUGGGCCCUGCUGGCUGGUGCUGGUCAUGGCACCAAGGUCUUUCUCUGGGCCUGCACUGUCCACCUUUCUUUCCCAGCAAGACUGGCCCUGCUCCUGGCCUGGAGACCAGGGUUGCUAAGACCGAUGACAGAGGGCCUUCACUUGAAGAUUCUGAGAAAGCACUCCAGUCAGGAAAGAGAAGUGGAAUGUGCCUAAGUUUAGAAGGUUCUCCAUUCAGCAGCCCCCACUAGGAGCCCCUCUCUUUGGGGAAGGGGGACCUUCUGCCCCACCAUCCUGCCUUUUCUGCUCACCCACCUGCCUGCCCCAGCAGGGUUGAUCCUAGAGAGAAUCCCAGGGCUAAGGUUCUGCGGUCCCUGAGACACCUGGGCCCAGAGGCUGCCAAUGGCGGAACAAAUGGGCUUCCCCACAGGGAACAAGGCCCUAGGGCAACGGUUCUCAACCUUUCACAGGGGUUGCCUAAGACCAUCGGAAAACACAUAUUUUCGAUGGUCUUAGGAACCGAG
Hipposideros armiger (great roundleaf bat) is the source of this 4380-nucleotide messenger RNA. RefSeq names its product perilipin 4 (gene PLIN4). Gene Ontology annotation, cellular component: plasma membrane. The transcript has 9 exons. The record is from RefSeq and is a predicted model, not a curated record. Lineage: Eukaryota; Metazoa; Chordata; Mammalia; Chiroptera; Hipposideridae. Bases 1413 to 3836 code for a protein of 807 amino acids.